AUGAGAGGUAUCGUAUAUCACGGUAAUAAAGAUGUCAGAUUUAAUCCUGAUUGUCCUGAACCAGAAAUUAAACAUCCAACUCAAGUUAAAAUCAAAGUUGAUUAUUGUGGGAUUUGUGGAAGUGAUUUACAUGAAUAUUUAGAUGGACCAAUUUUCUUUAAAAAUGAAUAUAAUGUUACAAGUCAUAAUCAUUUUAAACAAAUUAUGGGUCAUGAAAUCUCUGGAGAAAUUGUUGAAUUAGGUUCAAAUGCCAAUAAAAAUUUAAAAGUUGGUGAUAAAGUCGUCAUUGAAGCUACGGGAACGUGUACUGAUAAACCAAUGUUAGAAUCAAAAGAUGUAACUCAAUGUGGUUCUUGUGCUCAAGGUUAUUAUAAUGCUUGUGAUAACAUUUCUUUCUAUGGUUUAGCGUUUGAUAAUGGAGGAUUUUCUGAAUAUUUAGUAGUGGGAGAUCAUCAUGUUAUUCAAUAUCCUAAAGAAUUGAUUAGACCUGAUAUUGCUGCUUUAUGUGAACCAUUAGCUGUUAGUUGGCAUGGAGUGAGAACUUCUCAAAUUAAACCUGGUGAAUCAGCUUUAAUCUUAGGUGCAGGUCCCAUUGGUCUUUCAACUAUCUUAGCUUUAAAAGGUAAUAAUAUUACUGAUAUAGUUAUUAGUGAACCAGCUUUAGCAAGACGUAAAUUAGCUCAAACUUUAGGAGCUAAAAUAUUCGAUCCAACUCCAUUUGGUGAUGAAGAUGAAGAACCUUUAACUAAAGAAUUAUUAAAAUUAAGUCCUGAUGGUUGGGGUUUCCAUCAUAUUUAUGAUUGUUCUGGUAUUCAACAAACUUUCGAUAUGUCAAUUAGUACAUUAAGAACGGGGGGGUUAGCUACUAAUUUAGCUAUUUGGCAUCAUAAACCAAUUCCAUUCUAUCCAAUGGAUUUAACUCUUCAUGAAAAAUUCAUUACUGGUUCAAUGUGUUAUACUAGAAUUGAUUUUGAACAAGUUAUUGAAGCUUAUAAAAAGAAAUUAAUUGAUCCAAAAGAAGUAGAAUUAUUAAUUACAGCUAAAAUCGCUAUUGAAGAUGGGUUUGAAAAAGGAUUUAUGGAAUUAAUUAAUCAUAAAGAAAAACAUAUCAAAAUUUUAGUAUCUCCAAAUCCUUAA
Molecule: messenger RNA, 1137 nt
Organism: Scheffersomyces coipomensis
Lineage: Eukaryota; Fungi; Ascomycota; Pichiomycetes; Serinales; Debaryomycetaceae
Gene: IFE2
Product: Ife2p
Exons: 1
Coding region: 1-1137 (378 amino acids)
Biological process (GO): butanediol biosynthetic process
Cellular component (GO): cytoplasm
Molecular function (GO): zinc ion binding; (R,R)-butanediol dehydrogenase activity
Source: RefSeq, a predicted model, not a curated record